GCCUUGUGGAUAACGUACGACCAUUCACAGUGAAAACCCAGAAUCAGGUUUUUUCUCGUCGUGGGCCGAUUUCACACUUACUACGUCUUCUGAAAGAAAAAUAUACAAGUACCUCAGGAUACCCUCUUCUCAUGACCAUCCUCUUCACGAAUAUCAGGCUCGUUGCUUAUGUGACCAUCUUCGGGAUUUCUGCAGCAGUCUUGGGGCUUGCAGCCAACUUCGCGAAACUUUUUCUCCCCAACCUUCAACAUGAUUUUACGAUUUUCUCACUUGUUGUACCAUCUCUAACGAUUCUUGUGUAUUUACUACUACUGCAGUGGGCUCAGCCUCGUCUGGAGGUUACGGCGCAUUUCAUUAUUGGCGUCUUAUGGCUAGCAAUGGGAGCCUGGGCUGCGGAUAUUAUAGGAUAUGUUCAGUGUUAUCCCCUUGGUGGAGAGAGCACACCGACGAAUAAUGGAAGCAUGUCAUCUCGCACAUAUUGCUAUGAAAUGAAAGUGAUCGAAGCACUCUCGUGGUUCCUAUUCGUGCUAUUGGCCAUCUAUUUCACUAUCAUAAUAACGCUCACCACCCGUGCUGUUGUCCUCGGCCGGCACUUUGCCUGGAGCGAGCAUAUAUCCCAGUUGGGGUGGUUUGGCGAACUCCCUGGCUAUCCUACAGAAGCUGUUUACCCUAGGCCGUACGCUGGUUAUGGGGGAUAUUCACAACCCUAUCCAAUGAUGCAGCCGAAUGUGAUGCAGAACCCCAUGGGUGGUUACGUUGUUCAGCAAGCUCAUGGACACUCGGUUGUGAUCCAGCCAGGUGUAAACGGACAGCCUGCUACGAUCAGCCAAGUCCCGUCGAUGUGAUGAUAUCCCUUUGAAAGACAAAUUAGAACAAAGAUGUUAAAGGAAGACAUGAUGGAAAAUGGAUACCCAUUCAUAGCGGUUUCUUUCAAUUUUUGUAUGAUGGACUGGCUAGGGUUUGGGAGGAUAGUAUGAAUCGGAUAGUUUGGGUAUGUACCAUGUAUAGACAUAGCUCUAGAUCUAUUUACGUGCUUUUUAUUGUUC
Messenger RNA from Serpula lacrymans var. lacrymans S7.9, 1046 nucleotides. RefSeq lists its product as uncharacterized. The coding region runs from base 132 to 845 and encodes 237 amino acids. The record is from RefSeq and is a predicted model, not a curated record. The transcript is spliced from 8 exons. Lineage: Eukaryota; Fungi; Basidiomycota; Agaricomycetes; Boletales; Serpulaceae.